AUGCCUCCGAAAAAGACCGAAAAGGGCGGUGGCACCAAGAAGCCAUCGGCCUCGAAGCAAGUGGAAGACAAGACGUUUGGCAUGAAGAACAAAAAGGGCGCCGUGGCCAAGAAAACCAUUGCGCAAAUGACGAGCAACCUGAAGAACGGCGUGAGCCCCGAAGAGAAGAAGAAGCAAGCCGAAAAGGCUCAGCGGGAAAAGGAGAAAAAGGCGGCGGAAGAGGCCAAGAGGGAGGCCGACCUGCUUCUCAACAAGCCGGCGCAAAUACAAAAAGUACCCUUCGGCGUCGAUCCCAAGACGGUGGUGUGCAUCUUUUACAAGAAGGGAGACUGCGAGAAGGGCAAGAAGUGCAAGUUCUCGCACGACCUGUCGAUUGAGCGCAAGACGGAGAAGAAGAACCUCUACGCGGACACGAGAGCGACCGAGGAGGAGGAGGAGAAGAAGAAGGAAACCUCGGCCGACUGGGACGAAGAGCAGCUGCGCAAGGUAGUCUUGUCCAAAAAGGGCAACCAAAAGACGAGUACCGACAAGGUGUGCAAGUACUUCAUAUCGGCCAUUGAGGACGGCAAAUACGGCUGGUUCUGGGUUUGUCCCAACGGGGGAGACAAGUGCAUGUACAGGCAUGCUUUGCCACCGGGCUUCGUCCUGAAAACAAAGGAACAGAGGGCGGCAGAGAAGGCGCUCAUGGAUAAGUCACCGCUCAAAACGCUCACUCUGGAAGACUUUCUGGAAUCCGAGCGCCAUAAACUCACGGGCAACCUCACCCCCGUCACGCCGGAGAGCUUUGCGAAAUGGAAGAAAGAGCGCCUCGACAAGAGGGCGGCCGAGGAGCAACUCCGCAGGGCAAAGGAGAACACUGGCCGCGCGUUGUUUGAAAGCGGCAAAUGGCGCGACGAAGAUGAAUCCGACGACGGCGGCAACGGCAGCGGCAACGGCAACGGUAACGGCGGCGACGACGACGACGCUUGGAAUCUAGACAAGUUGCGGCAGGAGACGGAGGCGCUGAGGUCCGUGAAGGAAGAGCAGAGAUUGGCUACCAUGCACGGGAGGGAGGCGCCUCCGGCUGAAGAGAUGGGCCCGUCAACAGGGUCGGGUGACGAGGCUGACGAGACGCGGGCUGACGAGACGCGAGCUGACAAGACGCGAGCUGACGAGACGCGAGCUGACGAGACGCGAGCUGACGAAACGCCAGCUGGCGUUGCCGGUGAUGUCUGA
This is a messenger RNA of Ustilaginoidea virens, 1215 nucleotides long. RefSeq lists its product as uncharacterized. The transcript is spliced from 2 exons. Gene Ontology annotation, molecular function: mRNA binding; metal ion binding. Gene Ontology annotation, biological process: cytoplasmic translation. The record is from RefSeq and is a predicted model, not a curated record. Gene Ontology annotation, cellular component: cytosol. The coding region runs from base 1 to 1215 and encodes 404 amino acids. NCBI's taxonomy places the organism in Eukaryota, Fungi, Ascomycota, Sordariomycetes, Hypocreales, Clavicipitaceae.